CCGAAAGGCCGCAUUAAAGCGACACUAGUGCCAAACUGGAUCCACUUCAUAUUGAUCCAGAACAACCGACAGAAAACAAGGAACGACAAUGUUUGAAAAUGUUCCAACAGUGUCGUCAGCCGAGCGUCAGCAGGUACUGGGAGCUCUGGAGCGUCUGCAGGCCAAACUGGCGCAGAGGGAGGAGUGGACCCACAGUGAGACCCUGGGGAACCUGAAGGAGACGCUGCAGAGUCCUCUGUUCAACCACAUCCUGACUCUGCAGCACUCCAUCAAACAGCUGAAGAACCAGCUCAGUAGCAUGCCUCCUGACGCCUGCAGUGACAUCAGCUUCUCCAAAAAGGGUCAGCUGAUCAUGAGCGCCAUCAAUCAGCCUACCAGCUCGGCCCAGCCCACCCUGUCUGCCUCCUCCUCCAUCCUGACCAAUGGCUCGACUCCGCCCAUCCAUCAGACUCCACCCUCCUCUAACGUCCUGCAGAAAUGGAUCCAGGCUGCCGCUAAGGGCCGUCACACUGAGGUGGUCAGUCUGACCCGGCCCCUCUCUGGCGGUCUGGGCUUCAGCGUGGUCGGUCUGAAUCCAGCAGGAAGCAGCAGUCAGGGAGUAUUCGUCAAACAGAUCCAACCUGGAGGCAUCGCACACAGGGACGGACGUCUUCAGGAAAGGGAUCAGAUCCUGGUGAUUAACGGGAGUCCUCUGGAGCCGGGGAUCAGCCAGCAGACUGCGUUGAACCUUCUGCAGCAGCCGGGGGAGGCCGUGGAGCUGGUGGUGGCCCGGGACCGCCAGCUGAAGACAUCAUCGCCACCCACUGCCAUCAUCAGCACGGACCAGUGGGGUCACGUGGAGGAGAUUGAGCUGGUGAAUGAUGGAUCUGGUUUGGGUUUCGGCAUCGUGGGAGGGAAGACGAGCGGCGUGGUGGUCAGGACGCUUCUCCCCAACAGUGUGGCCGACAAGGACGGACGUCUCCGUACAGGUGACCACAUCCUUCACAUCGGGGGCACGCCCACCAACGGCCUCACCAGCGACCAGGUGGUCAAGGUGCUGCAGGGCUGCGGGAGUCACGUGACAAUGCUGAUCGCCAGGGAUCCUCGGGGCCCAAGGUCUUCAGGCCCGCUUCCUCCACCACCUCCAGACUCCGCCCCCAUCUCCUCUUUACCCCCCAGACUACCAGAGCUACCUCCACAACGCCGGCUCAGCAAGACACCUAACCUGGAGGGAUAUGAGAUCCAUGAGGUCUCUCUAACCAAAAAGGACGGUCAGAGCCUCGGCAUCUCCAUCGUCGGCUACAAUCCGCUGACCAGAGAAGAUGCUGUUGGAGUUUUUGUGAAACACGUGGUUCCUGGCAGCGCUGCAGAUCAGAGCGGAAACAUCCGGGUCCAUGACCGUCUGAUCGCUUUGGACGGCGUCAGCCUCCACGGUCUGACCAAUGAGGAGGUUCUGGAGGUGAUGAAGCAGACAGGUCAGACCGUCGUUCUCUCUGUGGUCAGGAAGAAACCACGAGCCAUGGAGAGAUCUCUGGACAAAGUGGAGCGGGAGUCGUCUCGUGUGUCUUUGAGGAGGUCGUCGGAUGUGAAAGCUCGCUCAUACGGGUUUAACUACAUGGCACCAAAACCGGAGUCAUCGUACCUCAACACAGCACAGCUAGCAAGGGCUACAGAUGCAGAGCUGAGGGAGAAGUGGGAGCAGGCUCUGGGGCCAAAGUAUGAAGUUCUGGUGGUUCACUUGGAUCCUGUCAUUGAAGACGAUGCAGAGCUGCAGAAAUCUUCGAAACUGCUGCCCAUCCACAUGCUUCGUCUCGGCGUGGAGUUGGACUCGUUCGACGGUCAUCACUACAUCUCCUCUCUGGCUGCUGGGGGCCCCGUAGAAAAACAUGGAGUCCUGAGACCGGAGGAUGAGCUCCUUGAGGUGAACGAUGUCCAGCUCUACGGGAAGACUCGACGGGAGGUGGUGUCCUUCCUUAAAGAAGUUCCUCCUCCGUUCACUCUGGUCUGCUGCCGACACCCGACCUCCGACAUGGAACCAGAGCCAGAGUCGGAGUCUGAACCAGAACCUGAGACAGCACCGUGGCCUGGAUCUGUACCGGUUAGACCGACACAGCCCAGCGUGGAGGAGAUCGAGCUGAAGCUGUCAUCGAUGCUCUGCACUCAGACUGAACCGAAGGAGCGGGACGGCGACCAGCAGAACAUCAGAAAGGAGCCGGUGUCCUCUGUAGAGGAGGUUCUGACAGAGAAGACUCCCCACAGACAGCAGGAGGAAGAUGAGGAGGAUGAGGAUGAAGAUGAGGAUGAAGGAGAGCUGGCUCUGUGGUCUCCAGACAUUCAGUUGUUAGAGCUGCAGAAGGAGAGAGACAAAGGCCUCGGCUUCAGCAUCCUGGAUUAUCAAGACCCCGUGGACCCCAGCCGCUGUGUGAUGGUGGUCCGCUCUCUGGUCCCCGGCAGUCCAGCAGAGCGUCACGGAGGUUUACUCCCCGGAGAUCAACUAGUGUCAGUGAACCAGACUCAGGUGGAUCAGCUGACUCUGAGCGAGGCCGUUGAGGUCCUGAAGUCUGCCCCGCCUGGAACGGUUCGACUCGGCAUCAGAAAACCUCUGGUGGUUGAAGGAGGAGACAGGAGGACCGACAUCAGUCAUCAGGAGUCUCCAAACAACCUCCAUCUGCCUGUGCCAAAGGGUUUCGGUGACGGCUCCAUCCUUCCAGAAGACCUCAGACAAGAGGAGGCGGAGGAGGAGGAGGAGCCAGAGCUGAUCCUGGACGGAGGUCUGCCUCGCUACGCCACCUCCUCUAUGACAUCUGACCUCCUCCUGCCCAUGGACGACGGCAGAGAAAUGGCCGUGGACGAAGAAGGGGAGGAGGAGACGAAAGAGGAGGUGAAGAAGCAGCAGAAAGAGGAGGCGAUCACAGGAUCCCUCCCCAGGAAACCUCCUCCAUCAUGGGAGGAGUGGAAGCUCAGCUCAUCUAAACAGGCCAGAGGAGCAGAGGAGAUCCGUCUUAGAGAGAAGGAGGAGGAGAUUAGAGAGCAAGAGGAGGAUGAGCUGCAGAAAUCAGACCAUGAGAGCAUUGCGUCUGUAGGAAAGCUGAUCCUGGGUCUCCCAGACUCCAGAGACAGUGAAGCUGACUCUGAGCUCACCCUGACUGACACCGACACAGAGUCUAUCAGGAUGACUGAUUUGAAGAGGAGAAAGAAGCGAGGCCAAGGAGGAGCCUCUCUACCAAUCAGAGGAGGUGAUCUUCCCGAGAGAGAGGAUGGGGAGGGCGAGGAGACACCGGCCUUCAGUCACUGGGGAGCUCCACGCAGGGUGGAGGUGUGGCCUGAGGAGGGCCAGUCUUUGGGGCUGAGCAUCGUAGGAGGUCGCCACGUCAUCAAGCGUCUGAGGAACGGCGAGGAGCUGAAGGGGAUCUUCAUCAAACAGGUUCUCCCGAACAGCCCUGCUGCAAAAACCCAGUGUUUAAAGACCGGGGACAAGAUCCUGGAGGUGUCAGGUGUUGACCUUAGGGCUGCCAGUCAUGAGGAGGCAGUUGAUGCCAUCAAAUCAGCUCCCAGCCCCGUCGUCUUCAUUGUUCAGAGCCUGUCAGCGACGCCACGGCCUCUGUCUCUGACAGCGUCCAGCUACAGUAAGCACAGAGCAAAGAGGACGAGGUCUCCGCAACCAAGUGCAGCCCCACCCCCUAUGAGACAGCCCCCACCCUACAGACCACCAAACCAAUCAGAGCAGGACCUGAGCUCAGAGCUGGAGCAGGUGAAAGAGCGUUGGUGUGAGCGUUAUGGAGACCUGCAGGGGGAGCUGUUGUGCGUGGAGCUGGAGAAGGAGCGGCAGGGUCUGGGUCUCAGCCUGGCCGGGAACAGGGAUCGAUCCCGGCUCAGCAUCUUCGUGGUGGGACUCCAUCAGGGCGGGCCGGCUGCUCGAGAUGGGCGCAUCAGAGUGGGGGACGAGCUGCUGGAGAUCAACAACCAGGUUCUCUAUGGGCGGAGUCACCAGAACGCCUCGGCCAUCAUUAAGAGUGCCGCUUCCAAGGUGAAACUCAUCCUGCUCAGAAGUGAAGAUGCAAUAAACCAGAUGGCCGUCCCUCCCUUCUCGACUCCCCCUCCUCCCCCCGCCCUCAGCCCCGUCAGCCCCGAGUCCAUCCCUCCAGCCCCCACAGACGGACCCCGACCUCCGGACAGCCUCCCGCUCCCAUCAUCAGACACAGCGGACGAGACGAGUGAUGAAGCCGAACAGAACAACAAGAACAGAAACAGAAGCAGCAAUAGCGCCCCCAAGAGUCUGAGAGACAGCAACACCUCCAAAAAGAGGCUGAAAGCUGCAGAGUCUCCAGAGAACGAUCUGCAGGCUCCACGGGCAUCGAUGGAGCAGCAGUCCUGUCGCUCUCACAGCAGCAGCUCCAGUAAACACACAGCAGCAUCUCCUCCUCUGAUCAGCCCCGACCUGCAGACCGCCAACAGAGACCCUUCCUGCUGUGCAGUGGUUCCUGGUCAGGAGACGUUGUUGGAGAUCUGUAAAGGCCGAUCUGGACUGGGACUCAGUAUAGUGGGAGGAAGAGACACGCAACUGGACGCCAUAGUGAUCCAUGAGGUUUAUGAGGAAGGAGCAGCAGCCAGAGACGGUCGACUGUGGGCCGGAGACCAGAUUCUCGAGGUAAAUGGGUUGAAUCUCCGUGGGGCGUCCCAUGAGGAAGCCAUUGCUGCCCUUCGUCAGACACCAGCAAAGGUCCGUCUGACAGUCCUUAGGGAUGAGGCUCAGUACAGAGACGAGGAGAACCUGGACGUGUUUAAGGUCGAGCUGCAGAAGAAGAGCGGCAGAGGGCUGGGACUCAGCAUUGUUGGGAAGAGGAGUGGCAGUGGGGUGUUCAUCUCUGAAGUGGUCAGAGGGGGCGCUGCAGAGCUGGACGGUCGCCUGAUGCAGGGAGAUCAGAUCCUGACGGUCAACGGAGAAGACACGAGACACGCCUCACAGGAAACAGUGGCUGCCAUACUGAAGUGUGCCCGGGGUCCGGUCCAGUUGGAGCUCGGUCGGUUGAAAGCUGCAUCAUGGAUCUCAUCCAGACAAAGCUCACAGGGAAGCCAAAUGAGUCGUGUGAGCGGGAACAGCUCAGGUGUUGUAGCCCCGCCUCUCACACAUACCUCAACAUCAUGUGACCCCACAACACCCGACGCACUGACGCCAACCUCCAAUGACCCCCUUAACAACAACACAAAGACCCAAAGUGACAUCACUUCCUCCUCCAACAGCACGGGGGGAGACACUGGCGUUCGUACUGUGGAGAUCACAAGGGGCGUCAGCGACUCCCUUGGGGUGAGUAUAGCCGGAGGGAAGGGCAGCCCGUUGGGUGACAUCCCCGUCUUCAUCGCCAUGAUCCAGGCCAACGGAGUCGCCGCCAAGACGCACAGGCUCAAGGUCGGUGACAGGAUCGUCAGUAUAAACGGUCAGUCAGUGGACGCUCUUUCUCACAGCAACGUGGUCACCCUGCUGAAGAACAGCUACGGAAAUAUCAGCCUGCAGGUGGUCGCAGACACCAACAUCAGCGCCAUCGCCACUCAGGUGGAGAGUUUGUCCAGCAGCUCCAGUCUAUCUGCAAACACUGAUACUCACACCACAGAGCCAGAGGGUCCACGGCCCCGCAGCAUCAGUCUGGAGAAAGGCUCUGAAGGACUCGGCUUCAGUAUUGUUGGAGGAUUUGGGAGUCCACAUGGAGACCUGCCUAUCUAUGUCAAGACCGUCUUUAGUAAGGGUGCGGCGGCUGUGGACGGGCGACUGAAAAGAGGCGAUCAGAUCCUGACAGUGAAUGGAGAGAGUCUGCAGGGAGUCACACACGAGCAGGCGGUGGCCAUCCUGAAGAAACAGAGAGGGACGGUCACACUGGACGUCCUGUCAUAACACAAACACGUCUGCAUGCAUACUCAAAGAUGAUGCAAACACACUUUGACUCUUGGACCACAGGGCGUCGUGGAUCGUGGACUCUGAAGUUCCCAACGUGCAAAAAAAAAAGAAUUAGCAUCACAUGGUGCCAACACAAACCCCGAUGUCUGAAUCAGUAACCUCUGCAGCAUAGUCAGAUACUUUCACUGCUUUUCUACCUUCUAACAGAGUUACUCAAACUGCAGUUUAGAGGGGGUUAAAGGGUAGAAAAGGUUGGAAAAGAUUGAGAAACUCUGUUAACUAAUACUCAAAAUAUCACAUAAAAAAACAAUAUGGCGUCAUCAUGAAGCAACGUUUAAAGCCAGCCUAAAAACACUCAUACAGUCAGACAGAAGGAAUCUAUGAGAAAAAUGUGAUGUUUAGGAACAAAAGGGAAGUAAGACAGCUGUUCACGUUAGCUUAGCAUCUCCUGUAAGGUAAGUGACUGCUUAGCUGUUAGCGGAUGAGUAGCAGUGACUGUAAAUGUGAAGACCAGCGAAGAAACGUUUGUAAAACUGUGAUACUGCUGUUCGUUUCAACCUGACAAACAUUUUUUACUUUCUUUUUUCAAACAUUAAACGAUCAAAGAGUGAGCUUUUCUGGCGAUGUAGCAUAAAUAUAUUUUUAAUUUUUAAAUUUGCAUUUUAAACAGAAAAUUGCUGUGUCUGAAACUACAAACAUACUGCACAGUAAGCUAACAGUUAGCAUGUGGGUCCGCCUUACUUAAAGUCUCUGUGAAGUGAAAAUAAAUCUGUGUUUAGGUUUGUUGUAUAACAGGUCAGUGUGUUCUGAACCACCAGGCCAAAAUUCAGUCAAAAAAAACAUCUCUACGUUUAUAAAAUUAACCUUUUAGGUGCCACAGUUUUUUCAAGAAAAUAUACAGUUGUGAUAUCAAGAUUUCAAAAGGCUGUAGCUUGAAAGUGGUUAGAGAUAAAGGCAUGCUGUAAAUGAGAAAAAUCUUCAGUAUGACCCAAAGUUUGUGGUGGGAGUAAAUUCGUUCAUCUAAUUUGCAUAUUCUGACAUCUCCAAGCAGCCUCCACCGCCACUGCUUCUACCAUGUCUGCCCCUACCUCCACGGUGUUUUUUCUAUUCCCGCUACCUCUGUCAAUAUUUGUGUUUUGACCAACCCCCACCAUGUCCCCACCCCAGCCACGGUGAGGAAAAGCAUUGGCUUCGGUAUGUGCUUUAUUGUGGACUCUCAUGAUGCACGGAGUCGCUGUGGCUCCGACACACUGGCAGUCUUGGUCUCACCAGACGACUGAACGUCAUCGUCACAGGGGUGAACAUUCCACUAUUCCUCCUGAAAUUGCGAGUAUUCUCGCUACAAUUCGCUCUCUUUCUCUCUUUUACGCACCGACUACAACCACUACUAUCACUUCCUCGUCUCCUCGAC
Messenger RNA from Cheilinus undulatus (humphead wrasse), 7280 nucleotides. It is a transcript of the gene patj, whose product is annotated as PATJ crumbs cell polarity complex component. The coding region runs from base 89 to 5866 and encodes 1925 amino acids. The record is from RefSeq and is a predicted model, not a curated record. Lineage: Eukaryota; Metazoa; Chordata; Actinopteri; Labriformes; Labridae. The transcript has 48 exons. Gene Ontology annotation, molecular function: protein binding.